Messenger RNA from Blumeria graminis f. sp. triticale, 975 nucleotides. The record is from the annotation of a GenBank genome assembly. NCBI's taxonomy places the organism in Eukaryota, Fungi, Ascomycota, Leotiomycetes, Helotiales, Erysiphaceae.
AUGGAAAAAUUUUCUCAAUUCCGCGAUCGAGGCUCUGGAAUAGCUCCAUUCUUUCCUCUCACAUCUAACACGUCCAGUAUAUAUGUCCUCCUCUACAGCUGCCUCUUUCUUCUAAGGCUACCCUUCUUCAUUAUUUCAACGACUAUAUAUUUUCUUUUUCUUCAAUGGUUGCCAUUAGGUCCUUUAUUCAGGAAGAUUCUACUCUGGAUUAUACUGGGAAUACCUGGUAUAUGGUGGAUGGAUUUGCAGAUCGAUGGAGUGAAGAAAGGUUCGUUGGCUAAGAAGCAUGUUGGGAGAGUACCAGGACCUUCUGACAUCGUCGCCUCCUCUUUCGCAUCUCCUAUUGAUGCAGUGUACUUGGCUGCGAUUUUUGAUCCUAUAUUCACAAUUUCAUAUCCUCAUACGCACCAGAUAAAAGUUAUCUCUACCUUUGGAGCGAUAUUUCGAGCCUUUUCUACACCAGAGGAACAUCCGGCGAAAAAUUCAAAAUUGACAGACAUCGGUACCUUGAUUGCAAAUAAUAACCGGAGGGUGAUUGUAGUUUUUCCUGAGUGUACCACGACCAAUGGAAAGGGUAUAUUGCCAUGUAGUCCAAGCCUCCUCGCGUCCCCUGAAACAUCAAAGAUAUUUCCGCUCCAUCUACGAUAUGCUCCGUCUGAUAUUACAACUCCUAUUCCUGGUCAAUACAUCUCAUUUCUCUGGAACUUACUCUCGAGACCCACACAUAGCAUUCGGGUGCGCAUCGCUGCGGCCAUAGAAAAUAGGAAUAAUAACGAUACAUCCAAGUUGAAUCAAAUUUUAUCUCCUGUUCUAUCUAAUGACCAACAAUUGAAAUUAGACAGCAAUCAAAAAGAUCUCCUCGCUCGUGUCGGAGAAUCCCUAGCUCGUCUAGGAAUGGUGAAACGAGUUGGACUUACGGUCACAGACAAACUGGUCUUUAUAAAGGCAUGGAAACAGAAGCAAGGAACAAUCUAG